Molecule: messenger RNA, 399 nt
Organism: Diversispora eburnea
Lineage: Eukaryota; Fungi; Glomeromycota; Glomeromycetes; Diversisporales; Diversisporaceae
Source: the annotation of a GenBank genome assembly
AUGUCUUCUGAACAAAAAUAUCCUGGUUACGAAGCACUUUCGUUAUAUUUGGAGAAACAGAAUCAUAAAAAAUCUUUUUGGGGUUUUCUACAACAACAUCGAAAUGCGCUUGUUGACGCUGUUGUUGCCACUACUCCAGCUGCUUCCUGCUGGCGUGACCUUGACAAGUCCUGGUGUGAUCACUUUUUAGCAGAAGCAGAAGAGCUAUUAAAUCCAAGUGACUUUAAUAACUUGGAAAAGCAGGUCAAUUUGGAACGAACACGCCGUAAUGAUAAAUUGGAAAAAUAUUGGAGUGAUAUGAUUUAUGAGUGUGAAUUAAGACGCGAAAUUUCAGAGCUUGAAAAGGGGAAAGAACGUCUUCUUAAGAACCUUCGGGAAAUAAAAGAAAAAUACAAAUGA